CCCUACCACCCACAGCAACCACAACAACCCCGCCAACUGACCAUCUCCACCACCGACGUCGGAUCCCUCAUUCCGCCGCAGGACAAAUUGCUCGUCUUCCGCGCGUUGACGGGGAUCGACAGCAUUCCCGCGCUAACGACGCUCCAGCACUACCGCCGCACGGCGCCCAAUAUCGGCAUCUACACGCGCGUCGUCAAGGCGGAGCACUCGGCGGGGCGGCGAUACCGGUUCUUUAGUGUCUUGAUCAACGUGUGCCUGGGGAUCCAGAUCGUGGUGGCAGCAGCCCUGACGGCGCUGGGCGCCGCGAGCGGGCCGCACUCGGCGGUGACGGCGUUCGGGGCGAUCAACACAAUCAUGGCGGGGGUGCUCACGUACCUCAAGGGCUCUGGGUUGCCCGACCGGCUGAAACACUAUCAGAACGAGUGGCGCAACAUCCGCGAGUACAUCGAGCAGCGCGAGCGCGAGCUUUGCUUGAGUGGCUGCGAGCUGGACAUCCAGCAGGAGAUCCACAUCAUCGAGUACAUGUACGAGGGGGUGAAGCGCGAGAUCGACCAGACGAAGAGCACGGAGAAUCGGGCGGCGCCGCGCGAGGGAGGCCCAAAUCGCCGGAUGUUCUAUCCGCAGCAUAGACAGCAACAGCAACAA
Aspergillus fijiensis CBS 313.89 is the source of this 645-nucleotide messenger RNA. RefSeq lists its product as uncharacterized. Lineage: Eukaryota; Fungi; Ascomycota; Eurotiomycetes; Eurotiales; Aspergillaceae. The transcript has a single exon. The annotation marks the transcript as partial. The record is from RefSeq and is a predicted model, not a curated record.